Messenger RNA from Myxocyprinus asiaticus (Chinese sucker), 4283 nucleotides. RefSeq names its product isoleucine--tRNA ligase, mitochondrial-like. Gene Ontology annotation, molecular function: ATP binding; tRNA binding; aminoacyl-tRNA deacylase activity. Gene Ontology annotation, biological process: isoleucyl-tRNA aminoacylation. The coding region runs from base 403 to 3351 and encodes 982 amino acids. Lineage: Eukaryota; Metazoa; Chordata; Actinopteri; Cypriniformes; Catostomidae. Gene Ontology annotation, cellular component: cytosol. The transcript has 26 exons. The record is from RefSeq and is a predicted model, not a curated record.
CUGGAAUCAGCAGGAACAGUGCAGUGGGCACAAGACCCAAUACUGAAGCACUGGAAUGAUUACCAUUUGUGGGAGCAGUUGUAGCUCAUGAAUAUGAGCUAUGGCUGUCAUCUGUGGACCCCUACACCAAACAUUAAAGAAGAUUUCUGCUGGACCAAGGAUCUAUGCUCAUUGAUGGGGAUUGACUGGGUGAUAAACUCUCACAAUGAUUGACGUGUGACUAUCUCAAAAGACCCGCCCACCAGAAGAAAGAAUCUGGGUACACAUCUGGGAUGGCAUGAGGCUCCCGUAGAUGUCCGUCGUCUCUAUCGUUCCGGUAGAGAUAGAGUGCCGCCCAUGCGGAGGAGGUCACAUCCCAGACAAACUCGCACCCUGGUAUAAACUCACCUGUCAGAGUCCCACAUGCUGCUGCUUCGGCGUUCGGUUGUAGGUUUCGGUGGUGUGGCUCGAUGGGGAGUGCGCUGUCUGUGCUCCGGAGACGCAGCGGGCCGGUUCCGGGACACUGUGCUGCUGCCCCGCACUGACUUCCCCAUGAGAGUGAGCGGGCCAAACCUCUUGGAGCAAGAGAUCCAGAUCCAGCAGAAAUGUGGGUUUGACCAACUGUACACAUGGCAGAGAGGGAGAAAGGCAAAGAAGGAGUACUGCCUUCACGAUGGACCACCGUAUGCCAACGGUGACCCUCAUGUGGGGCAUGCUCUCAAUAAGAUCCUCAAAGAUAUCCGGAACCGUUUUGAGGUGCUGAGAGGCAGGCAGGUUCAUUAUGUACCCGGCUGGGACUGCCAUGGUCUGCCCAUUGAGCUCAAAGCACUCGGAGACCUAAGAACCAGUGAGCUGACCCCACUACAGAUCAGACAGAAAGCGCGUGAGUUUGCAGAGAGGGCCAUAUCUCGGCAGCGUGCUGCAUUCCAGCGCUGGGGCGUAAUGGCUGAUUGGGAGAAUUGUUAUUACACAUUUGAUGGAAAAUAUGAAGCAGUACAACUGAAAGUCUUCCAGGAGAUGCACAGCAAAGGUUUAAUUUAUCAGGACUUUAAACCUGUAUUCUGGUCACCAUCAUCCAGGACAGCACUUGCAGAAGCUGAGCUGGAGUAUAAUCCAGAACAUGUGAGCAGUGCUGUGUACGUCACCUUCCCACUGCUCACCCUGCCUGCCAGACUUGCUGCAAAAGCUGAAGGUUGGGGUCAUGUGUCUGCUCUGAUCUGGACAACUCAGCCUUGGACUAUACCAGCCAAUCAGGCAGUUUGUUACAUGCCCAAAUCACAGUACUCUGUAGUGAAGCGAGCCGAUAAUGAACAGCUCCUACUAGUGGCCACAGAGCGCAUCAGCAGCCUCGCAUCCAUACUGGGGACAAAUCUAGAGAGCUUGGUCACACUCGCAGGUUCAGAUCUUGAAGGUGGAGUCUGCCAGCAUCCCACAAUUCCUGCAAAAGAAGUGCCUUUGUUGCCGGCUAAUCAUGUGACCAUGGCCAAGGGAACGGGAUUGGUCCACACAGCUCCAGCCCAUGGCAUGGAGGACUACAGUGUUGCCACACACUUUAAUCUGCCUGUGGAGUGCAUGGUGGAUGAGGAGGGCAAGUUCACGGAACUUGCUGGCACUGACCUGCAAAAUAAAUUAGUGAUGACUGAAGGCAAUGCCAUGGUGAUCUCUAUGCUGCAGGCAGCCGGUGCAGUUGUGAAGGAGGAAGAUUGUGUCCACAGUUACCCAUAUGACUGGAGGACCAAACAGCCGGUUGUGAUCAGAGCCAGUAAACAGUGGUUUAUUAAUACAGCCAGUCUCAAAGACAAAGCUAGGGAUGCCCUGCAGAAGGUGCGUGUGAUACCAGAAUCGGCGAGGUCCAGUUUGUUGGCAAUGCUGGACAGAAGAACAUACUGGUGUAUUUCUCGGCAGAGGAGCUGGGGCGUCCCCAUCCCUGUGUUUUACCACAAAGAGACUGGAGAGCCACUCUUAAACAAACAUUCGGUGACACAAAUCGCUAAAGUUUUCUCUGAGAAGGGGAGUGACAGCUGGUGGGUGGAGCCAUUGGAAACAUUUCUCACUCCGGAGGUUCUUCAGAAGAGUAAAGCCGGUGCAGUAUCUGAUUAUGUGCGGGGUGAAGAUGUCCUGGACAUCUGGUUUGACAGUGGAACCUCUUGGGCUGCUGUACUACAGGAAUCAGACCCACGUGCAGACUCAUAUGUGGAGGGGAAAGAUCAGAUCGGCGGUUGGUUUCAGUCGUCUCUCCUCACCAGUGUAGCUGUACGGAAUAAAGCCCCUUACAAAGCGCUGGUGGUCCAUGGUUUUGUUGUGAGUGAGAGAGGAGAAAAAAUGUCCAAGUCUAUAGGCAAUGUGGUCGACCCAGAUGACAUCAUUAAUGGAGGGAAGAAUUUAUCGGUCUCUCCUCCCUAUGGUGCAGAUGUUUUGAGAUGGUGGGUUGCCGAGUCGAAUGUGUUCUCUGAGGUUCAGAUCGGCCCAAACACACUAAAUGCUGCCAAAGAGAGCAUCAACAAGUUGAGGAACACUCUGAGGUUUCUCCUGGGGAAUCUCCAGGGCUUUGAUCCACGCUCUCAGGCUGUGGACCCAAAACAAAUGCACUACAUAGAUCAGUACAUGUUGCACCUGCUCAGAGAGUUCAGCAUAAAGGUAACUGAUGCUUACAGUGAGUUUGACAGCGGUCGAGUCAUCCGUCUGCUGCAGGCCUUCAUCACCAGAGAAUUAUCCAACUUCUAUUUCAGCAUCAUUAAAAACCGGUUGUAUUGUGACGCUGAGGACUCUGUUGGUCGGAGGUCAUGUCAGACAGUUCUAGAAGAGAUUCUGGAUGGAGUGACUCGCUCUAUAGCUCCUGUCCUCCCUCACCUGGCUGAGGAGGUGUACCUGCAUGCACCUGGACAUGAUGAGGGGGAGACUUUGUUUCGUAGUGGCUGGAUUAAGACAAGUUCUGUAUGGCGGAGGCCGGGAUUGGAGGAAGCCGUGGAGGGGGCGUGUGCUAUUCGAGAUUCCUUCCUGUCGUCUAUUCCAGGAUGCAACGCUGCAGAAUAUGACCUCAUCAUUUCCAUCGAGCCUGGUCUGUUCUUUGAGCUAAUGGAGUCUCUUCAAGAGGAGCCCACCUCUACUUGUUCCCAACUGACUGAGCUCAUGAUGGCCUCACGUAUCACACUGACAAACUCUCUCCCACGGGAUCUGCCAUCGGAUGCUGUCACCAGUUCAGGAAAAUUCCUCAUCAACCUGGAAGGGGGCGUGAUUUGCGAAGAAAGUUCAUAUAGUAUAGCCGCAACGCCCACCUCUCUCUCUCGCUGUCCGAGAUGUUGGCGCUACACAUCAGAUGAGCCUGACUGCCUCUGCACACGAUGCCAGACCGUGCUGGAAAAUGCCAAGUAACUGUCCUGACUGUUGCCAUGACUACUGCCCACGCACUGUCUCCCCUUUCUCUCUGAUCCCUGUAAGGGCUGUGAUGAACCUGUAGAAAGCUGCUAAUGGAAUAUGUGGGAGGAUUGUGUUUCUCAGGGCUCAAACAGAAGAUGGACUGUUAGAAAUGAAUAAAGCAAAAAUAAUUGGGAAGGAAAAGACACUCGGCUGAGAUAACAUCCAUAUACCCUUGUUUCUGAGUGUGUGCAUGAACACGAAGAGCCCUGACAUGGGUUAAAGGGAUAGUUCACCCAAAAAUGAAAAUUCUGUCAUCAUUUACUCACCCUCAAAAAACAGCCUCAGUCACUAUUCACUUUCAUUGUAUGUAAAAAAAGAAGCCAUGAAAAUUAGGCUAAUAUUCUGAUUUUGUGUUCCACGGAAGAAAGUUAUCCAUGUGUUCAAAAUAACAUGAGGGUGAUUAAAUGAUGACAGUUUUCAUUUUGGGUGAACUAUCUCUUCAACCUGUUAAAUCCUAACAAGAUGUUUAAAUGUACUAGGCUGAUGUUCUUAAGCUUAGUGCUCUGUUACAGGUGUAUUAAGCCAACUGAUUAAAGCAAAAAUAUCAUCAAUACAUUGGAGAGGAUAUUUGUGUUUGUGUGUGUGUAAUAUAUAUAUAUAUACUUAUAUCUAUCUAUUUGUGCAAAUGUUUGCAGUUGGGUGGAGGGCUCCAUUUAAAACACUUGCAACUUCAUUUGCUGUAAGUUCACAUUCUUUAUGUCAUGAAGGGUUUUUUUUCCUGUCUGCUACAUGUUUUAUUGUGUGACAUUUUGAGCUGAAUGAAGAUACUGUACUGAAAGUACUGUAUGACAGGAGAGUGUGUCAGUUUUAGUUUGACUGGUUAUCUGUAUUUAAACUAUGCUUUAUUACCUCACUUCUUUUUAUCUCUAAUAUAAUAAACAGUACAG